Molecule: messenger RNA, 1839 nt
Organism: Penicillium alfredii
Lineage: Eukaryota; Fungi; Ascomycota; Eurotiomycetes; Eurotiales; Aspergillaceae
Product: Zn(II)2Cys6 transcription factor
Exons: 7
Coding region: 1-1839 (612 amino acids)
Biological process (GO): regulation of DNA-templated transcription; DNA-templated transcription
Cellular component (GO): nucleus
Molecular function (GO): DNA-binding transcription factor activity, RNA polymerase II-specific; DNA binding; zinc ion binding
Source: RefSeq, a predicted model, not a curated record
AUGGAUCAUCCAGCUGAUGCCCUGCGUGGGUCCAGCCGAAAGGUCGCUUGUGACCGUCGGCGCCCCAACUGCGGGUUCUGUGUCAAGAACCACUUUGCGUGCGAGUAUGCGGCGACGCGACGGCCCGGCGUCCGGGCGGGCUAUAUUGCAAAGUUAGACCGUCGGCUAAUGGAGCUGGAGCAGCGAGUGCGAGAUCUAGAGAACGGCCCAAGAGGUACUCGAGCAUCAGCAGUGUCGCAGCCGAUAUUGACCCAAGCUCCAGGAUCUGUCUGCCAUGAUCAAGAUAUGGCGGCUCCAGUAGUCAGCGACUCCGGCAUAGCAUUGACAAGUACCGCCUACACGCAAGACGAGCAUCUUUCGUCUCCAAAUCCAAGUAGGCCUGUUCUUACUACGCCACAUGCCAGUCCUGGCGACACUCUAUCAACCAACUCGACUCAGUUCGACCCGUUCUCAUAUCCUGUGCUGUCGAAUCUAUGCUCGAUAUGGUUUAAGAAAUACCAUCCUUGGUUCCCCAUCCUACACCAGCCCUCCUUGACGGCGUCGUUGCAGAAUUUCGAAAGCGCAGAAGCAUUCAGUCAGUACCUGGCUGUCAAAGCAAUCUGUGCCGUAACCCUCGUCCACUAUGAGUCGCCGUUUGUCAGUCCAGAUGAGCGGAAGCAAUGGUCAGAUAGCUUGCGUGAUACUAUCUGCUCACAGGCAUUGAAAUGUGUCUCCCUUCAAUCGGUGCAAGCUCUGUUGAUUCUCUCCAACCUUGAAUAUGGCGAAGGGCGGUUCGAGCAGUUUUGUAACCUCAUCGCACUUUGCAAGCGCAUGACCUCUCAGCUGGGCUACGGAACAUUGGUCAGGAAGCAGGUAGAUCACAUCAGCUCGUCAGCUUCAGUGCCACCACGACUUCAUCCCCUGUCCACAACUAUCAUCGACCGCGAAGAGCGCAUUCGAGCUUACUGGAUGUCCGAGAUGCUGGACAGCAUGUCCACUGUCGGCGUGGAUUGGGACACAGGCGCUGCACCUCCCAUGUCGAAUGGCAUCCUACCCUGCAGCGAUUCUCUGUGGGCAUUCCCAGAGCACAUCAUCAAUAUCUGGUCCUUUGGACAGUUCCGCUACUCUUCGGCUUUUUCGCUGUGUGUUAUUUUUGCCACGAACGAGCUAUGGUUUGUGCAUGGCUUUCUUCAAAAGUCGUGGGACCUCAGUGAUCCCCACGAUCGCAGCCAGUGGCAGAGCGAGGCUCAGAAGAUUGACGAGCGGCUAACUGCCUGGCGCGAAGAGUUUGUGGCUGCCGUGUAUCGGUUGAUCAACGCAGAAUAUGCCGAAGAAGAACGCGCCGAGAUGGACCCGAAUAUCGUCUUGACCAACUGCGUGCUUGAUAUUGCUGUUGUCUUGCUUUUCCAGCGCAUGUCCACUAUUCCUCGAGAGAUUGAUCCUUCUGCCGAGCCAUGGCAAUACGCAACCAAUCGCUGCAUCUAUGCUUGCGACAACAUGGUAUUCAAAGUGCGACAAAUGACCGACGACGAGCUCAGCGUGAGCAACCCACAUCUCGUGUUCUGUUUAUUUACCGUUGCGCGGUUCUAUAUUGUGUAUGCAAAAACCGUCAAUGCCGACGUUCCGAGCGGCGUGCGUUCCAUGGCGUAUGCACUGCUAUGCUCGGGGAAACGAUGGCCCCUGGCACUGGGCUACGAGAGUGUGAUCCGCACCGCCAUCUCAGAGCACCGUUCUUUGAUCUCGGAGUCCUCGCUUCCAACCCGGUUCUACGACCUACGCUAUUCCACGUUGAACCUCAAAGAUGAUUUGCGAGAAUGGUGUGAGGGAGGCCCCCACGUUUCGUCGCAGGUGACUGUCUAA